AUGCUGCGAGUGUCUCCAGAGCGAGGUCGAGGAGGAUCCGAGAGGAACCUUCAGACUCAGAGGAACCUUCAGACUCAGAGGAACCUUCAGACUCAGAGGAACCUUCAGACUCAGAGGAACCUUCAGACUCAGAGGAACCUUCAGACUCAGAGGAACCUUCAGACUCAGAGGAACCUUCAGACUCAGAGGAACCUUCAGACUCAGAGGAACCUUCAGACUCAGAGGAACCUUCAGACUCAGAGGAACCUUCAGACUCAGAGGAACCUUCAGACUCAGAGGAACCUUCAGACUCAGAGGAACCUUCAGACUCAGAGGAACCUUCAGACUCAGAGGAACCUUCAGACUGACGGACCACAGCCUCCAGCAGGUGAGAGACUUCGACUUUAG
Molecule: messenger RNA, 387 nt
Organism: Knipowitschia caucasica
Lineage: Eukaryota; Metazoa; Chordata; Actinopteri; Gobiiformes; Gobiidae
Source: the annotation of a GenBank genome assembly